Protopolystoma xenopodis is the source of this 879-nucleotide messenger RNA. The record is from the annotation of a GenBank genome assembly. NCBI's taxonomy places the organism in Eukaryota, Metazoa, Platyhelminthes, Monogenea, Polystomatidea, Polystomatidae.
AUGGGAAAUUUCGCUGAUGGCGAUGACGACGAAUUUUUUGAUGAUGAAGAUGAUGGGGGAGAUGAUCUAAGCGACUUUGAUGAUGAAGAUGAGUUUGAAGAUGAUUAUCCAACAUCUUCUGGCCGAAGCCAUGGGGGUCAUGGACAUCAUUCGCACUAUAGUAGUAUUUCUAUGGCUGGUGAUUGUAAUGUCUCUGGGAAUGGCUACAGUGGUCAAGGAAGUAGCUCCGAUUUGAGCCGACAUCGAAGCAUAAGUGAAAGCAGUCAACAUGGGCUGGAGCAAGAGGACAAUCGUCGUGAUCAUCACAAUCAAUUGGAGCGUAAGCGUCGGGCGAGCAUCAAGGGCAGUUAUAAUGAACUACGUGAUGCUAUUCCAGACCUUCGUGGAUCAAAAGCUUCUCGUGUCACCAUUUUGCAACAUGCUGUUGAGUUGAUCGAGAGUAUAACUAAGGAAAAUCAAGACUACACCGAAUGCGUUGAAACGCUUGCACCUUCCCCAUUCAUAUAUUAUUCCAAAUCUCCACACAUUUUCCAGUGUCAGGAGUUGGAACGCGCUCUUCAGCGCUCUGAGCAAGAAGAGUCACUAGCUGAGCAGCAAGCAGCUUUGUUAGCAGUCUCCUCUCAUCCAACUGCUACUUUGGCUGGCAAUGGUAGCAGCUUUAUUACUGGCUCCUCAGCGUCUGGCAGCAUAGUAAGUACGGCUGCCUCUGGACUCUGUAGUUUUCGCGUGUUGCAUCAGCAGCCCCAAUCGUCAAUACCUCAUUCACAGGGACAAAUAAUCCUGCAUCACGCGCAUCAACCUCAGCUCCAUCAGUUAUCUCAUUCGGCCCCUGGGCACCAUUCUCUCGGGAGUCAAGUCCGAAAAGCCAUGCUUGUUUAG